Molecule: messenger RNA, 1758 nt
Organism: Pediculus humanus corporis (human body louse)
Lineage: Eukaryota; Metazoa; Arthropoda; Insecta; Psocodea; Pediculidae
Product: Small conductance calcium-activated potassium channel protein, putative
Exons: 11
Coding region: 1-1758 (585 amino acids)
Biological process (GO): potassium ion transmembrane transport
Cellular component (GO): plasma membrane; neuron projection; neuronal cell body
Molecular function (GO): calmodulin binding; small conductance calcium-activated potassium channel activity
Source: RefSeq, a predicted model, not a curated record
AUGUGUUCAUUGUUUCAGCUUCGAAAGCCUGUUUCCACGCUCUCGAUCCCGGCGACCAUGAAAGGUCCGCCUGGUCGAGAGGGUAGCGUCGGAGGAGAAGAUGCCGGUAUCGCAUUAGUAGGUGUUCAUUCCGACUAUCCAAAAUAUGCAGAAGACCGAGGAAACAUGCAAGGAAAGGGAAGUCCAGGAAGAAAACAUAAACCCAAUGUAGGCUACAGGUUAGGACAAAAAAAAGCACUUUUUGAAAAAAGAAAAAGAAUAAGCGAUUAUGCAUUAGUUAUCGGAAUGUUUGGCAUUAUCGUCAUGGUAAUGGAAAACGAACUAUCCAGUGCAGGUGUAUACACAAAGGCCUCAUUUUAUUCCACCGCACUCAAAACUCUUAUUUCUGUAUCAACUGUGAUUUUACUUGGAUUGAUUGUGACUUACCAUGCACUUGAAGUACAGUUAUUCAUGAUUGAUAAUUGUGCAGACGAUUGGAGAAUUGCAAUGACCUGGCAAAGAAUAUUUCAAAUAUCAAUAGAAUUAAUUAUAUGCGCAGUACAUCCGAUACCGGGACAGUAUUAUUUCUUGUGGACCACAAAAUUAGCCAACAAAGGUGGCGAUAUAGGAUCCAGAUGGGUUCCAUACGACGUCACUCUUUCAUUGCCAAUGUUUUUUCGCCUUUACCUCAUUUGUAGAGUAAUGCUUUUACAUUCGAAACUUUUCACGGAUGCCUCUUCAAGGAGUAUCGGAGCAUUAAAUAGAAUAACUUUCAACACAAGAUUUGUACUUAAAACAUUAAUGACGAUUUGUCCGGGAACUGUUUUACUUGUCUUUAUGGUUUCCCUAUGGAUCAUCGCCAGUUGGACACUCAGGCAAUGCGAGAGAUUUCACGAUGAGGAACAUGCAAACCUUUUAAAUGCCAUGUGGCUAAUAGCAAUAACAUUUCUCAGCGUGGGAUUCGGGGAUAUUGUGCCAAACACAUAUUGCGGACGAGGAAUAGCAGUUAGCACGGGAAUGAUGGGUGCCGGUUGUACAGCUCUUUUGGUUGCCGUCGUGUCACGUAAAAUGGAACUAACAAGAGCUGAAAAACACGUGCAUAAUUUCAUGAUGGACACUCAACUCACCAAACGGUUAAAGAAUGCGGCGGCAAACGUUUUGAGGGAAACUUGGCUUAUAUACAAAUACACGAGAUUGGUAAAGAGAGUAAAUCCCGGGCGGGUUCGCACUCACCAGAGAAAGUUCCUACUUGCCAUAUAUGCCUUGAGAAAAGUUAAAAUGGAUCAAAGAAAACUCAUGGACAAUGCUAAUACAGUUACUGAUAUGGCAAAGACUCAAAAUUCCGUUUAUGAAAUAGUUUCGGAUAUGAGCAGUCGACAGGAUACAUUAGAAGAAAGACUCACAAGUUUGGAAGACAAAUUAAAUGCCAUACAUGAGAAAGUAGAAUUUUUACCCGACCUUAUUUCAAGAUGCCUGACACAGUUUUUUGAAAAAUCGGACAACCGUAGAAAUUUUUUACAUCCGGAUGCGGCUUCUUCUAUAACUCCGGUACAAUCAAAUGCUAACAUAAUUAAUUCCGGUGGUGGUGGUGCAAAAGGACCCGUGGCGCCUUCGACUUUAUAUUUUAUGCCUUCACCGAGUCAAAUUCCGUCUCCUCCGCAAACGCAGAACAAAAAUGUUCCGCCGAACUGUUGCACCAACUAUCAUUGGCCAACUUCAAAUUCUUCGUCCGUCAGCGUUAGAAAUCAUUCGCCUACACAAAUUCCGGAUUCCAGUUGA